Messenger RNA from Penicillium riverlandense, 753 nucleotides. RefSeq lists its product as uncharacterized. NCBI's taxonomy places the organism in Eukaryota, Fungi, Ascomycota, Eurotiomycetes, Eurotiales, Aspergillaceae. The transcript has 4 exons. The coding region runs from base 1 to 753 and encodes 250 amino acids. The record is from RefSeq and is a predicted model, not a curated record.
AUGGCUCUUACUGGGAAAACUGCUCUUAUCACCGGCGGUGUUAAGAAUCUUGGUGCUCAAAGCGCCAUCGAGCUGGCUGGUGCCGGCGCCGAUCUUGCCCUUCAUUACCACUCCGCUGGAGGGAAGAAAGAUGCGGCCGCGCUGGAAGCCAAGCUCAAAGAGAGAAACGCUUCCAUUAAGGUUGCCUUCUACGAAGGCGACUUGACCUCUGCGGCUUCUGUGACUAAGCUUUUUCAAGAUGUCAUUCGCGAUUUCGCUCACAUCGACAUUGUGGUCAACACGGUUGGUAAGGUGCUUAAAAAGCCUAUAACGGAUAUCAGUGAGGAAGAAUAUGACACAAUGUUCGCGGUAAACUCUAAGACUGCAUUUUUCGUCCUCAAAGAAGCUGCUGCUCAUGUGACGGACGGUGGAAAGAUCAUCACUAUUGUCACUGCGCUCUUAGGAGCGUUCACUGGGUUCUAUACUUCCUAUGCUGGGAGUAAAGCCCCGGUGGAGCACUUUACCCGGGGUGUUUGCAAAGAGCUCCAGUCUCGUCAAAUCAGUGUGAACAAUGUAGCCCCAGGACCAAUGGACACGCCAUUUUUUUACCCUCAGGAAUCUCCGGAAGCCGUUGACUUUCACAAAGCAAAUGGUAUGGGCAACCGCUUGACCAUGGUUCAGGAUAUUGCUCCUAUCAUUCGCUUCCUUUGUACCGAGGGUGCUUGGAUUACCGGUCAAACCAUCUUUGCCAACGGUGGAUAUACUACCCGUUGA